This is a messenger RNA of Podospora bellae-mahoneyi, 2863 nucleotides long. RefSeq lists its product as uncharacterized. Lineage: Eukaryota; Fungi; Ascomycota; Sordariomycetes; Sordariales; Podosporaceae. Bases 56 to 2863 code for a protein of 935 amino acids. The transcript is spliced from 2 exons. The record is from RefSeq and is a predicted model, not a curated record.
CUCUAUCCAACGUCUUGUGUUGUGAUGCUUGACACCAAACUACAACCUCAUCGACAUGGAGACCCUCGAGGGCCUCGGCCUCGCAGCCAAUAUCCUUCAGUUCUGCCAAGCGGUAGGAUCAUUCAUUAACCAGGCCCAUGAGAUUUACCGUUCAGGCCCGGCCGCACUGGGCAAGGUCAACGAUCUUCGCGGUAUCUCCAAGGAUCUCCAUAAGAUGCUGUCGGAAAUGCAGCGACAAGAUACCCAGAUGAAGGAGAAGCACCUGACAGAGACAUCGCAGUUGCCACUUCACAAUGAGUGCCUCACGCUUUUACAAGACCUCACAAGUUCACUGGAUCAGUUGGAUUUGCCAGAGAAUCCGGGGAAAAAAGAGUCCAUCAUGAUCGCAUUUAGGGCGCGGUGGAAUCGCUCCAAACUUGAGGACUUGGAAAAACGAAUCGAAAGUUUUCGUCAGCAACUUGUUCUUGGUCUUCUCGUCACCAUCAGAAACUUUACGAUGCAGUCACUUGAUCAUCAGGAGGCCAUUCUUCAUAGACUUGACGGCGUAACUCAGGUGCCACGACCAGAACAAAGCGCUCCAGCCCACGCGCUAUUCCAGCAUCUCGCCCACAGAGGAGGACUGGAUAAUUACGCGACAGACUCUAUCCGAUGGAAAACUCAGCAUAGCUCUACCCUCAAUCGUGUCGCCACAGGUCAAGGAGAGAUGGUUAUCCCCCCAGCGAUAGAAAACAAGCUUCAACAGCAGUUCUUGUCUACGGUUCUUGGCCCAGACGGCAAGAAUCAACGACAGUCUCAAAUCCAUGAAGCUCACAAGCGCACAUUUGAGUGGAUUUUCGACGAAAACGGUGAAGCAGAGCAUCCAUGGGACAGUUUUGUCGAAUGGUGCGAGCAGGAUUCCCUGCUGUACUGGAUUACAGGCAAGGCUGGCUCUGGGAAGUCAACGCUGAUGAAAUUCAUCUCUCAACAUCCCCAACUCAUGAAGCACCUCCAGGUCUGGUCUAAUGGUGCGCCAGUCACCAUUGCUUCGUUUUAUUUUUGGGCGUCGGGAACCGCGAUGCAAGCAUCUUCCGAAGGACUGUUUCGGUCCCUGCUCUACCAAUUGCUGGACCAGCACAAACACAUCAUUCCCAAACUCGCGCCUCAGACAUGGGAGGGGACCUAUCUAUUCGGAGCGCCAAUGCCAAUGGUUCCGGCCGAUGACCUGCGAAGAAUGCUGCGUUUUACGAUUCGUGAAGUGGGCAAAACCUCGAGGAUCUGUCUUAUCAUUGAUGGCUUGGACGAGUUCGGGGGGAGUACAGAUGAUGUCCUUGACACCAUUGAGGCUUUCACCUCGCUUUCCAUCAAGGUAUGCGCUGCCAGCCGUCCUUGGGUGGUUUUUGAGGAGUCAUUCUAUCAAAAGCCACAACUGCUACUUCAAAACUUGACUCGUCAAGACAUGGAGGAGUACACUCAGUCCGCGCUACGAGGGAACCGUGGUUUUAGGCGCCUUCGAGCGCGCGAGCCCGACUUUGCGGAGCAACUCGCGAGGAAUAUUGUGGACAAAGCUGAUGGUGUCUUCUUAUGGGUGUGUCUUGUUGUGAAAUCGCUUUUGACCGGACUGAACAAUGACGACCGAAUCAGCGAUCUCCAAGGAAGGCUGGAUGCCUUGCCUCCUGACUUGGAAGAUCUCUAUGACGCAGUCAUCAAAACAUGGGAUACCUUCUACUUUAAACAUGCCGCUCAAUAUUUUGAAUUGAAAAAGGCACACACAGGCGUGUUAGAAGCGCGAAUCCUGUUUCUCGCAGACACAGAAAAUAUUUCUCAUGCCAUCGAGAUGGACAAUCGACCAAUCUCACAGGAGGAAUAUGAUUCGCAGCUGUCUACAAUCAGGCGGCGCCUCAACAGCCGUUGUAUGGGCCUGCUUGAGGUAACCAGUACUGGAAAUGCUCUGCAGCCACAUCCAGUUGAAUACCUUCAUCGAACUGUCAAGGACUAUCUUAGGAGACACGAUGUCCAAGCUCGGCUGCAGGCCGCCACGGAACUGUUCGAUCCAUAUUUGCAACUGUGCGCAGCAUACUCUCUAUCUAUAAAAUCAAUGCCCUCCUACAUCACCGGGCAAGAUCGGAAGAUUGAUAUCACGUUGCGGGCCUAUGGGGCUAUGGUGUCCGCCCGGUUGGUUGCGACAGGAAAUACUGAAAUCAUGGUAGAGAUUCUCGACAAGAUGGCACUUCUCUUGGAGAAAGAAGGUGUUCUUCACAAUCAGGAACGAUCUCCUUGGUGGCCAAGCGCCACCUUACACUGGUUCGAUCACUUCUUGAGCCACCAAGGUUUUCUAUCUCAUGUCACAAGGGAAAAUGUGACAGAAUACGUCAGAGUUCGUGCGGGGAGAUCUCUACAAGCCCCGUCCCUUCUUCUCAUCGACGCAGCCUACAGCCGCCCAGACCCCAGCGUCAACAUGUUUCAGUUGCUGUUGGAUUUAGGCGCGGACAUUAACUUCGAGCUAUUGUCGCAAGGCGCUAAUGCCGGAUCGGAAACUGGGUGUACAGUGUGGUCUGAAAUUCUAGUAGCGUUUGUCUCGCGACAAUUCUCAACCGUGGAAACAAUGAAUGUAGAGAAGAUAUGUAAGGUAUGGAUUCCGGUUCUCCGGCUUUUAUUAGAAAUGGGGGCGCCUGUGGAGGGACAAGUUCGGGAUUCCUUACAAUCAAGGUGUGCUCUUCUGUUUUCACCACACUACAAUAUGGAACGACUGUUCAUAGGACUGCGACUGCUUCAGGUAGGUAACGAGGAGGACGCAUUCAAGUUGCUUUGCAGGGAGCUACAGAGCAUGCAAAUAGCAUUUCGUCAAACAUCUCGUCAGAGGGAGAAGAAGGUGGAUAAUACUUAG